CAGACUCACCCUUCCUCUACGCCGGUGGAAAAUUGCUUCCCCUUGGGAUUGUGCAACAAGCAACUGUUUCUUAGCGAAUCUGCAAAGAAAAGCCGUACCAGCUGAUGUAAAAGCAACACAAAGCACAAGAUCCCUACAAGUCCGCGUUGCUUCAUUGAAGUCGCAUGAGUAUCACAAAUAUCACAGGCGAAGGGUCAUAAGAUUUAUUAGUAAAACCAAGAGUGGAAUUGAUGCUACUUCAAUCUUUCAAAAUGUGAUGUCAAUGCAUUAAGCAGAUCAGUAUGGCCUCUGUACUCUCAGGCAGUGAGGAGAAGGACAACUUCCAAAAACUCUGCCGCCUGCUGAUUGAUGGAGGUACCCAGUCCCUGCGGACAUACUUCACGUCAAUCCACCAUCCCACCCCACUUGCAGCAUUUCUAAAUACGCACAAGAAAACCUUGACUAACCUGAAAAGAAGGAGGAAACUCCGGCAAGAGCAGUUUGAUCGACUAUUCCCUGCCAGCGGUGUUCCAUCAGCUAAUGAUUAUGACAUUACACUUCUGUUCCUGUUGCUUCGCCACUUCUCUGGGUUGUCACCACCUGUCAGUACGUCUAGCUGGGAUGUGUUGCCUCCUCCCACUGAUCUUACCAAGGAGGCACACAUGGCCCGGCUGAAAUGGUACAGGAAUGUGUUUGCCCACAUCAAAUCAACUGAAAUGCCAACUGUUCAAUUUAAUCAGUACUGGGUUGAAAUAUCUGAUGCUCUGAUCUCCCUCAGUGGAGUCAGUCAGGGUGAAAUAGACACCCUGAAGGUCACACCUCUUGAGAGAGAUUAUGUAAAGCUUUUGAAUGAGUGGUUUGAUAGAGAUCUAGACUUGUCAAAAGAAGUAAAUGAGACAAAGAAAGAAGUCCAAGAGACAAAGAAAGAAGUGCAUGAGACAAAGAAAGAAGUGCAUGAGACAAAGAAAGAAGUGCAAGAGACAAAGAAAGAAGUGCAAGAGACAAAGAAAGAAGUGCAAGAGACAAAGAAAGAAGUGCAAGAGACAAAGAAAGAAGUGCAAGAGACAAAGAAAGAAGUGCAUGAGACAAAGAAAGAAGUGCAUGAGGUGAAGGGAAAAGUAUCUGAGAUGGCAGUGGACCUAGCAUCACUCAAAGAGGAAUUCUCAAGUAAAAAGGUGAACAGCAAGAAGGACAUCACUGCCACUAAAGGUGAUGAGGCUGCUUCUGGGAAAACAUCCCACGACCCAGGGAAUGAGCGUCUACCAAAGAAAAAAGCGGUUCAAGACUUUAUUGACUAUCUUCAUCUGAGGUACACGACAGGUGAAGAGGUCCUUAUUGAGCCGCUUAAGGACAUAGAGGACGGCAACUUCACGCUGGAGAACAUGUUCUCAGAGCUGGAGAUCGUCAGAAAAGACACCGAUAUCAAGGUGCCGAUGUAUGACGUCUUUACCGCUAGUGAACCAUCCAAGACGGUGCGAAGUGUUCUCCUGGAGGGGGACUCUGGGGCGGGCAAGACCACGUUUUGCAAGAAGAUUGCAUAUGACUGGGCAACAGGGGUCUUGGCCAAAACAGAGUCCUUCCCUCAGGUGGAGCUAGUGCUGUCUUUGAAGUGUAAAGGGAUAAGUUCUAAAGGGUUCCCGCAGGCAGUGCAAGAUCAAUUGUUUCCCGAGGAAUUUAGUGUACAAGAUAGGGUAGAAGUGGUGCAGUACAUCAAAGAAAACCAAAAUAAGGUUUUGAUAAUCCUAGAUGGAUACGACGAGUUACCUUUAGAGGCAAGGGAGAGCAUACAUAAUGUAGUAUGUAAAAAGUUCUAUUCCUCUAGUUACACCCUUUUAACGAGUAGACCAGAAAAGAAGCUCAGCAAAUACUUUACAGGAAGUAAUGCUCUAGAAAUCAAGGGAUUUCUCGAUGUUGAUGACUUUAUCAGCAUUUUCUUUAAUGCAUUACCAGAUUACGCAGCAUUUAUUGUAGAGAUUAUCUCCAAAGGAAUCUCUAAUGUCGAAUUGUGUAAUCCUCUCACCUUGAUUCUCUUCUGUUUGAGUUAUAAGGAUCAUUGUGAGAGGAACAGGGAAAAGGAUUUCUCACAUGGUAUGACCCUUCGAGAACUUUACGAGGAUGUAGCGUACUCACGAAUUAGGAGAUACUUUGAGAAGGAAGACAUCAACUUCGACGAUGACGAUAUUCAAGCGACGAGUUUACAACUAGGAGAAAUUGCUUUUCAUAGUCUUAAGGACAAGGCUAACACCUUUCCACUUCCUAAACUAUCAGAAGUUUUGAAAAAGGUAGGUUUCUUAACACGCCGCAAAUCCCCUAGCACCAUACGAGCAGUAGAAAUGUACUCCUUUGUUCACAAGUCUUUUCAGGACUUUUUCUGUGCUGUGUUUUUAGCUGACAGGCUUGGACAAGGCAUUGUUGAGAGUGUAUUGAUUAAUGAUUUUGGAUUUUACCUCACUGUCAAUCGUUACGACCUCGCUAUGAUGGUAGGAAGUAAUGUGAUGAAAGCCGUGGAAUCUCUCGCAGGCAAAGUACCCGAGUAUCCACCCGAAGGGAUUCCAUGGUGUGAUUGGCGUGAUCACUCUAUUGCUUUCAUGUUGCUGUGUCAGUGUCUGGCGAGAUGCAAACAAUCAGAAAUCGUCAAAGUUUUGGAAAAGGCAUAUUGCCUCCUUCCAUGCAGAGUGCUUUUACAAAUUGAUUUUAAGCCAUGUUAUUCUACGCUGUUAGGAUUGUCAUAUUUGCUAUCGUACGAUUUGUCUCGUUCCCAGAGCCUGCAGACUGUCGGUAGUGUCAGCGGUUUGCGUCCCCUUGGUGAUCUUGCUAUCCUUUUUUUGAAUUAUACAGAUGAGAUCCCUGAUCAAUUUACAAAAGCGUUAGCUUCUUCUCCGAUUCGAAAACUAGAUAUUUUUUGUCCCCCUGGUGCAGGUGAUAUUAUUGUAAAAGCGCUUGUCAGCAUGCUGUCACGUAACGCAUUACAGUCUCUCAGCAUUUUUGAUGGGAUCGGCGAGGCUAAUUUUGGCAAUUUUAUCGAGUCUUUAAAGAAGAACGUUACACUCUCAGAAAUCUGUAUUGCAUCUGCCGGCUUUGAUGAUUCGUGUGCUAUCAAGUUGGCUGAGAUCUUAUCUGAUAACACCAGUCUCACUGACGUUCGCAUUAAUAGUAAAAUCCUGGGAGAUACUGGUAUUAAAAGGCUCGCCAAUGCAUUGAAAGUCAAUAAAACAGUACGAACUCUCGGGAUAGAUGGUGGUAACAUGACGUCUGAAGCAGGCCGUGCUAUCGGUGAAAUGCUGAGACAUAACACUACUGUCACCUCUCUUUUUCUUUUGGGUGGAAGGCUAGGUGAUUCCGGGGCUCGGGGUAUCGCUUUUGGUCUUGAAAAAAACACGACCAUCGAUGACCUUAGCUUAGUGUGUUCUAGUAUAGGCAUCGCUGGCAUUCAGGCAAUUACAAAAGUCAUUCAAAAUGUUACCCGCUUAAAUUUGUCUAGUAACCCGGUAGGGUACGAUGGAGUAAAAGCUAUUGCUAGACUUCUUGUGAAAAGCUGUAGCAGGUUGAAAUUCCUUGUUCUUGAUCAAUGUAAUAUAGAUGUAUAUGGUGCCAGGGAACUCGCUAUAGCUUUGUCAAGGAAUUCAUGUCUCCAGGAACUGUCCGUAGAUUGUAAUGAUAUUAAUGACGAAGGGAUGGGUGCGCUGGCUAAGUCUGUGGCUAGUAAUGAAACAUUACAGGUUCUUUACAUUUCGUACAAUAACGUCGGUCAAAAUGGUAAAAAGGUUAUAAUUAGCGCUUGCGAAACGAGCAAGUCCGUCCGGCAUCUCUACCACGAGUACGACUCUAUUCUCAACACGUGCUCCAAGCCCCACUCGGUCUGUGUAUUUCCUCGUCAAUUAUAUAACACUUUUUUAAUUUUAAAGUUUAAGAGAAUGCAUCAGUUAUACAUAAGAUAUUGUCAAGGUGUAGAACAGCAAGUCGAGAAGCACUUUACUUUUUUGGAUCGAAUGUUAAAUUUGUAAUUUCUUGAGACGUUUAUUUGAAAAUUCUUUGUUUUUUUUAUAAAGUGCAGGGAGUAUAAACCCUCUCCAUCUUGUUUGCCCAUAAAAUUUUGCUUAAAAAUGUCCAACUUGCUUUCAUUUCUAGCAAAAUAGAGUAUUGAAGUCCCCCUCCCCUACAGCCCAGCCAUCUGGCUUGUGGUUAAGGUAUUUGGGGGGGGGGGGGGGGGGAGGUUUUUAUAAUGACCCUCACAGGUGGCUUACACUAGCAUGUCACGUGACCAACUAAAGAGUCCAAACGAGCACCAACUUGUCAAACACGUAGCUGUGACUUGCUCGUGUAGCAUGUCACGUGACCAACUAAAGAGUCCAAACGAGCACCAACUUGUCAAACACGUAGCUGUGACUUGCUCGUGUAGCAUGUCACGUGACCAACUAAAGAGUCCAAACGAGCACCAACUUGUGAAACACGUAGCUGUGACUUGCUCGUGUAGCAUGUCACGUGACCAACUAAAGAGUCCAAACGAGCACCAACUUGUCAAACACGUAGCUGUGACUUGCUCGUGUAGCAUGUCACGUGACCAACUAAAGAGUCCAAACGAGCACCAACUUGUCAAACACGUAGCUGUGACUUGCUCGUGUAGCAUGUCACGUGACCAACUAAAGAGUCCAAACGAGCACCAACUUGUGAAACACGUAGCUGUGACUUGCUCGUGUAGCAUGUCACGUGACCAACUAAAGAGUCCAAACGAGCACCAACUUGUCAAACACGUAGCUGUGACUUGCUCGUGUAGCAUGUCACGUGACCAACUAAAGAGUCCAAACGAGCACCAACUUGUCAAACACGUAGCUGUGACUUGCUCGUGUAGCAUGUCACGUGACCAACUAAAGAGUCCAAACGAGCACCAACUUGUCAAACACGUAGCUGUGACUUGCUCGUGUAGCAUGUCACGUGACCAACUAAAGAGUCCAAACGAGCACCAACUUGUGAAACACGUAGCUGUGACUUGCUCGUGUAGCAUGUCACGUGACCAACUAAAGAGUCCAAACGAGCACCAACUUGUCAAACACGUAGCUGUGACUUGCUCGUGUAAGCCGCCUGUUGUUGCGAGUUGAGUCAGAAUAAAUGAUCAGUUGGAGUGCACUAGGGGUGUUACUACGCAAAGCAUAUUGUCAAAUGCUGUACAUACUUGUAUUUUAGUCACUUUAAUACCUAGGGCAUAUUACAUUGUAUAUAUUGCACGAUGGUAAUAAAAAAGAUGAUAUUGA
Nematostella vectensis (starlet sea anemone) is the source of this 5228-nucleotide messenger RNA. Its product is annotated as nucleotide-binding oligomerization domain-containing protein 1-like. The record is from RefSeq and is a predicted model, not a curated record. Bases 282 to 3983 code for a protein of 1233 amino acids. The transcript has 7 exons. Lineage: Eukaryota; Metazoa; Cnidaria; Anthozoa; Actiniaria; Edwardsiidae. Gene Ontology annotation, molecular function: protein binding.